Molecule: messenger RNA, 3438 nt
Organism: Eremothecium cymbalariae DBVPG#7215
Lineage: Eukaryota; Fungi; Ascomycota; Saccharomycetes; Saccharomycetales; Saccharomycetaceae
Exons: 1
Coding region: 1-3438 (1145 amino acids)
Source: RefSeq, a predicted model, not a curated record
AUGUUUAGGAACUUAUAUAAAGAGGUUGAAGAUGCUUUCUACUCGGUACUAGUUUUUGAGAGGGGUAGUGUAUAUAAUAUUGUUAUCUUUUUAUUUUUUAUUCCUACGUUACUAUUAAAAAAACAUCUUACACAUCACUCACAAGCACCAAUGAAGUUUGGAAUUUUGAUGCUGCUAAUGGGCGCAUACUGUGCAGUCGCAGAGGACACUUAUUACUACAAUUCCACUCUGCAGAUUACAUCCUAUGUUUGCCCCGAAUGUGUCACCUUGACGCCUGAUGUGUCUGUCACGGCAAGCUGCUCAGGUUGUUCUCCGGGGUCAUCUCAGUCAGACAGCACUGGAACUAUUACGAACCAAACGACAGAUGGUCUGACAGUAACAACAACGUCCAGCUGUGACACAGACUCCGUUGAAUCAACCACUGUUCCCGAGCUAUCGAGCUAUGAACCCACCACUUCAGAGUUUUCUGUUGGUUAUACCACUUACACCACUAGGUUCUACUCGACAAUCACAAUCACACAAGGAGAGUGUCCUGUUUGUACCGUUACCACAUCAGUCUCUACCAUUCCGAUAGUUACUUCCUAUACUUUACCGCCUCCAGAUUCCGUUAGCACUGGGACGCCUGAAGUGCCUUCGCUAACCGAACAAUCUUCUACUUCUGAAGCACCCUCGACGUCUCAGGUACCUCCAGAGACUGAUUCACAGCCAUAUGAAUCCAUCAACCCUAAAACUUCCAGCCCAAGCUUGGAGUCCACCUUAUACACCACACAUAGUUACUCGACAGUCACCAUCACACACGGGGAGUGCCCAAAAUGCAGUAAAGUUACUUCCGUUUCCACAAUCCCUAUCAUUUCCGCAUUCACAUCAACUAUAUCUUCUGUUGCUUCUACACCAUCUUCCAGCGAGCCUAUUUCUAGUCCGCAUUCCACUGGCUACUUAGAAAGUACUAUCACGACUGGGACCACCGACAUCACCACUCUUACUGAAACUAGCAGCUGCUCUGACAGCACCGAAGGGUCCGACACCACCACAGUCGUUACUCCUACCACACACACUGAAGUUUCUUCUACAAAUCCUUCCAUAGAGCCUUCUACCGAGGGAUCAUCCGCCCCAGAUGUAUCCACUGCUACCGAGGGAUCAUCCACCCCAGGUGUACCAUCCACCACAGAUGUAUCCAUUGCUACCGAGGGAUCAUCCACCCCAGGUGUACCAUCCACCACAGAUGUAUCCACUACUACCGAGGGAUCAUCCACCACAGAUGUAUCCAUUGCUACCGAGGGAUCAUCCACCCCAGGUGCAUCCACUGCUACCGAGGGAUCAUCCACCCCAGGUGUGUCCACUACUGAAUCUAUCUCCACCGAAACACCUCCUCCAGAGACUGUGUCAGAACCCUAUGAAUCCAUCAACCCUAAAACUUCCAGCCCAAGCUUGGAGUCCACCUUAUACACCACACAUAGUUACUCGACAGUCACCAUCACACACGGGGAGUGCCCAAAAUGCAGUAAAGUUACUUCCGUUUCCACAAUCCCUAUCAUUUCCGCAUUCACAUCAACUAUAUCUUCUGUUGCUUCUACACCAUCUUCCAGCGAGCCUAUUUCUAGUCCGCAUUCCACUGGCUACUUAGAAAGUACUAUCACGACUGGGACCACCGACAUCACCACUCUUACUGAAACUAGCAGCUGCUCUGACAGCACCGAAGGGUCCGACACCACCACAGUCGUUACUCCUACCACACACACUGAAGUUUCUUCUACAAAUCCUUCCAUAGAGCCUUCUACCGAGGGAUCAUCCGCCCCAGAUGUAUCCACUGCUACCGAGGGAUCAUCCACCCCAGGUGUACCAUCCACCACAGAUGUAUCCACUGCUACCGAGGGAUCAUCCGCCCCAGAUGUAUCCACUGCUACCGAGGGAUCAUCCACCCCAGGUGUACCAUCCACCACAGAUGUAUCCACUACUACCGAGGGAUCAUCCACCCCAGGUGCAUCCACUGCUACCGAGGGAUCAUCCACCCCAGGUGCAUCCACUGCUACCGAGGGAUCAUCCACCCCAGGUGUACCAUCCACCACAGAUGUAUCCAUUGCUACCGAGGGAUCAUCCACCCCAGGUGUACCAUCCACCACAGAUGUAUCCACUACUACCGAGGGAUCAUCCACCCCAGGUGCAUCCACUGCUACCGAGGGAUCAUCCACCCCAGGUGCAUCCACUGCUACCGAGGGAUCAUCCACCCCAGGUGUGUCCACUACUGAAUCUAUCUCCACCGAAACACCUCCUCCAGAGACUGUGUCAGAACCCUAUGAAUCCAUCAACCCUAAAACUUCCAGCCCAAGCUUGGAGUCCACCUUAUACACCACACAUAGUUACUCGACAGUCACCAUCACACACGGGGAGUGCCCAAAAUGCAGUAAAGUUACUUCCGUUUCCACAAUCCCUAUCAUUUCCGCAUUCACAUCAACUAUAUCUUCUGUUGCUUCUACACCAUCUUCCAGCGAGCCUAUUUCUAGUCCGCAUUCCACUGGCUACUUAGAAAGUACUAUCACGACUGGGACCACAGACAUCACCACUCUCACUGAAACUUCUAGCAGCUCUGAGACUAUGGAAGUCUCGAGCACAGUUCCCGGAGUUACUCCUGAGUUGUCCUCACCGGCUUCUGAAUACCCACAGUCUGAUAUGUCUACCGGCACACCUGAAGUUACACCAUCUACUUCAUCUACUACAACAUCACCCUCUCUAAGCAUUCCAGAUACAUCCUUGCCACCUUACGAAUCCAUUAAUCCAAAGACUUCUACUAAAGGGUUUGAAUGCAGCGCCUAUACAACCACUAUUCAAUCUAUAAUCAUUGUUACCUCUGGUAUAUGCCCUGACUGCUCUACCAUAACUUCUCUGACCAACAUACCAGUCGUCACGACUGGUAUAUAUCCUGAAUGCGGUAACAACCCACCAUCCCCAUCAGUUCCAAGUAUAGUAACAAGCACAAUUAUUAGCUUAACCACCGAGGAAGAUAUAACUUUAACGAGCACUUCGUUCAAAACAAUAACCUUCACAACACCAUCCGUUUCUGGCACGAGUGAAAGUACCACGGUUGUACCACCACAAGCCCCCGAAACAGCCUCUACAGAAUGUACUUCUAAUUGCAAUAUCUCUCCAUCUGUUUCGUUAGGAUCAUCCACCAUAUCCACAACUUCCGAAACCACUCCGCAUUCUGACGGCAAAACGACAACCGAUCAAAUAACAACAAGUGCCACUGUUUCAAAGGCUACAACAAUUACUUCUUCUGCAGAAUCUACAAACACCAUCCCAACAAUUGUCCAAAAAUCUUCCACCUUCAAAACAUCUUCAAGUACAGCUAGUAGCCCAUCUAUUUCUGUGUAUGACGGCAAGGCACCAACAUUCUCUCCAUCAAUAACUCUAUUGGUACUCGGACUAUUAGGUUUUAUUUAA